UCAAGUGAUCAUCUUCGCCAACGCAUCAAUAAAAAUGAGCAAUCUAAUUUUGUCAAAAAUGUAGAGAGGGAGAGAGGAUGGGGUUUGUGUCGCAGAGAGUUGAACGAAGCGAUUUGAAGGCAGGAGACCAUAUCUACUCCUGGAGGACUCCUAUUUUCGCAUACUCUCAUCACGCUUUCUUUUCUCGACUACUUUUCUUAUUUCUCUUCAUGUUGUUUGAUUUCUUAUUUUCUGUUUCUAUUUUUUUUUAAACCAUAAUGUUCAUAUGAAUGGUGAUUGGAUUAAUUCACAAAAUAAAGGUUUAAGCAAUGAUGAUUGGAUUAAUAGCAUUUUUUUUUUCAAAUUGGAGUUGAAUAGAUACGAGGCUUGUAGUAUGUGUUUUUUUGAUGGUGUUGUGCAUUUUCUGUUCCUUAAUGGAGUUUAAUUUGCUAUGAAAUCUUUCUUCAAUUUCUCAGCAUUGUCACAAUUUUGAACAAGAAUUUGGUUUGUGCAUUUUGGUAUCUGUUUCUGUCCUACGUUUGUCCAUGUGAUCUUGUUUCGUCUGUGUACCAAUAUCUUUGUCUUCCUAUCUCUCAUCGAAAUGAUGCCGUGACAAAUUUUAGUGUCUCAACUAGUGUUUGAUAACAAAAUACCAUCCAUUUUCACCUUAGUUGUGUCACUGUUUCUAUUUAACAUUGCUUCAUAUCUACAUUGUUCAAUACUUCCUACUUGUCACCACUCAUUCUAGCAUUUGCUACCAAUAAAAAGCUUCAAUUUAUUAAUCCAUUUUGACCCUGUGCUUAUUUGACAUUGUUGUGUUACCUCUAACUGUCAGGCAUCUAUAUUGGCGAUGACAAAGUGGUGCACUUCACUCAACAAGAGAAUUUGAGUCCUGGUGGCUCAUCUUCCUUUUGUGUCUCAUCACCGGCUGACUUAUACAGCACUCUGUUUGGAUUCAGAUUGCGCCUCCCACAAACUUGAAAGUGGAGUGGUUAUGUCAUGCUUGAAUUGCUUCUUGGGAAAUGGAUCUUUGUAUCGCUUUUGAGUAUGGAGUUAGCCCGGUAGUGUUAAUGGCUAAGGUUCGAUCUGGGACAUGCUCAAUUGCUAAAUCUGAUCCUCCAGAAGAUGUGAUUCACAGAGCUAAGCAUUUGCUGCGGAAGGGAUUCAGGAAGUAUGAUUGGUUAUUAAAUAACUGUGAGGAUUUUGCGAUGUAUUGUAAAACUGGAGUUCGUGUUUGUGGUAAGAAAAGCUCUGGUGCCAGUGGCGAAGUCUAUUCCUUUGUUGGUAUUCCUGUGGCUGCAAUGAUCUAUUUGCCGCUCAAGCUGCUUGUUUCAAACCCGGUUGCUCGUGUUGCAAUGCCUGCAGCGCAAUACAUUUAUAGUCAGUAUGCUCUUGAUCUUGGUGUUCGGGAUGAUGUUACCAAGGUAUGGGUAGAGGAUCUUGUUCCUAGUGAACUCCCGUUGAGGUAGAUGCACGUGCUUUUGUCGCUGACAAUGCUGACGAUCAAACUAAACAGGUAGGAGGAUACACUGCUGAUGGGGUAAUCACAAACAUGUCAGGAUGGUUGUUUUCUUUUUGAUGUUGUCUUCCAUUAAGCAACUGUUUAGUUUUCAAUAUUUUGCAAGCACAGAGCUGUAUGAGAUGAGAGUCUCCAACUAUUUUCAGAUUUCAAUUGGAAUUGUUUUGCUUGA
Salvia hispanica is the source of this 1670-nucleotide messenger RNA. Lineage: Eukaryota; Viridiplantae; Streptophyta; Magnoliopsida; Lamiales; Lamiaceae. The record is from RefSeq and is a predicted model, not a curated record.